UAUUAGUCACGUGCAAGUCGAACUUCGAGGUUUCGGGUUAUACUUAUGUCCACUGUCCAGUCACCUCCAGUGAUCUUCGGCCCUGUGUCCAAUGGACCACAAUUUGCCUUGGAGUCAAUGGGCCACGGUAGUGAUAUAACUCCUCUUGACACCAGGCCAUGUGUCACGAUCUCUGAGCUGCCCGUGAUGGAUGUUUCCAACGUACCGUUUUUUUUGCCUCAUGAAGUUUACCGGAGACCUAGAACUUUCUUUGAACGUUAUCUAUGGGUGGCAACCUCGGGGUUAUUCUACUGCCUUUCAGCGCGUUAGACCCACUCACCGGGAAGCCACGGACGCCUGCAAUAUGUUAUCAUCAAAGAGCAUCGAUACUAUGUACGCAUUAUUCACUGUGUAGCUGUGAUGCAUGUGGAGGCAUAGCUGUUUGCAAGCCCAACUCAUGUGAUGAUAAGCAGGACGUAGGCACGGGUGGUGGAAAGUGUGCUCGUGUCGUUGGAGACUUCAUUUCGCUUGUCAACACGCACACGCCUCGGAUCUCUUUCCGUUGAUAAGACGUACAAGCGCUCCAAUCACCUUCGGACGGCUGGGUGCGAAAUGAGAUCGAAAUGAAAAGGAGCCUCGAGAAGUUAGAGCGCAAGUGGAGCUCAAGUGGCGCGUGCACAUGGCAGUCACACGAAUGCACCGUCCUUACAUAUGUACGUGCGUCAUGCGACGGCCUAUAUGAUCUAUUCUAGUUGGUCGACAUGUGUCAAAACCUUGUUUUGAACAAGUCAAUGCUAUUUGGUGUAGCUCAGGACGAUGCUUCUGAACGCUCAUUUUAAUCCGGUUUACACCUUACGUACUACGUGGAGAUCACCAACGCCGCAAGUUCACCAUGAGCAUCAAACUUUCUAACAACCGGAAAUUAUUGUUCUUUUGCUGAUCUAUGUAGUUGUAACAAGAUAUGUACCCAUCUCGCUUACAAUGUGCCUACGAUUCACAGGACGACAUCAAUGGCACGUUCAGGAUCUCGUCCCUACCAUCAGUAAACCGGUGAG
Messenger RNA from Suillus plorans, 1034 nucleotides. RefSeq lists its product as uncharacterized. Lineage: Eukaryota; Fungi; Basidiomycota; Agaricomycetes; Boletales; Suillaceae. The transcript is spliced from 3 exons. The record is from RefSeq and is a predicted model, not a curated record. The coding region runs from base 264 to 545 and encodes 93 amino acids.